UCGACGGUGCCCGCGUCAAGUUCCUCAUCCGCCAUUCGCUUUUUACAUACAUAAAAAGUUCUUUACAAUAAUCCGAUUGUGUGUGAAUUAUUGCGUGUUUUGUAAUAUAUAAAUAUACGAAUUCACAAAUAUUGUGGCAGUUUAUCAAUUUGAUUUGUUAAAGCUUGAAGGUUGGAUAAGCCACACUAAGGAUUAACCUCAGAUUGGAGAUCAAGUUCGCAGAUCCGCCGCCACAACCCAGAAAUAUUUCAUAAAAUAACCGCAGAAAUGUCUACGUCGCUUCUCGCCUACGCCGUGUGCAUUGCUCUGAUCGGCAAUCUCUUAUCAGUGGACGCCAUCCGAUGCCAUCAGUGCAACUCGCAUUCGAAUGAGGACUGCGCCGGUUUGCUGGUGAAUACACCGCGCGCCCAGCGUGAUGACCAAUUUCUGAAGGACUGUCUGCCCCGUGGCGAGAAGGAGGCCUUCUGCCGCAAGACGGUGCUGAAGUUCGAGGUGAACGGCGAGCACCGCAUCGAGCGCGGCUGCGGCUGGAUCCAGGAGAAAAUGCAUAAUGCCUGCUUCACUGCCGACAACGAGGGAUACAAGCAGACCAUAUGCACCUGCAGCGAGGAGGGUUGCAAUGGGGCCACCUCCCUCCUGGGGGCACACUACACCCUGGCAGCCGCUGCCAUCAGUCUGCUCAUCGUCAGCCUAAUCAGACACUAAAACUUUAGUUCAAUCACUCAUCCGAAGCACCCUUAAAAGUACCAGUACCUUAUGUUUCUUUUCUUGUAUGCCAUAUAGGUAAUGUUAUGUCUACAGGCGCUCCCAUCUGUCCGGCAACAGUUUCGCGUUUAGUUUUGUAUUUCUAUUUAAUUUCUAUGAAAAUAUAAGUCUUAAAUUACAACAAAAAUAACCA
This is a messenger RNA of Drosophila obscura, 898 nucleotides long. RefSeq lists its product as uncharacterized. The transcript has 3 exons. The coding region runs from base 268 to 705 and encodes 145 amino acids. The record is from RefSeq and is a predicted model, not a curated record. Lineage: Eukaryota; Metazoa; Arthropoda; Insecta; Diptera; Drosophilidae. Gene Ontology annotation, biological process: regulation of synaptic transmission, cholinergic; positive regulation of voltage-gated potassium channel activity; sleep.